Molecule: messenger RNA, 897 nt
Organism: Tigriopus californicus
Lineage: Eukaryota; Metazoa; Arthropoda; Copepoda; Harpacticoida; Harpacticidae
Gene: Nf-YB
Exons: 4
Coding region: 136-774 (212 amino acids)
Biological process (GO): regulation of transcription by RNA polymerase II
Cellular component (GO): CCAAT-binding factor complex; nucleus
Molecular function (GO): DNA-binding transcription activator activity, RNA polymerase II-specific; RNA polymerase II cis-regulatory region sequence-specific DNA binding; protein heterodimerization activity
Source: RefSeq, a predicted model, not a curated record
GGAGGACAACUCGCUGUGAGCGGCUUGUGAUUUGGCGUCACUUGUGUGUCGAUCAGUGGGGAUCACACGCGAUUGGACGAUCUGGAAAAUUGAGCGAAACUUCAAAACAAUCUGUCCCAGCCUCCCGCCAGCGGCAUGAACACCAAUCCCGGAGGUCCGGGAUCCGUCGGGGACGAUGGACUCAGUUUUAGUAGUCUCGCCCAUAACCAGAGCGACGGCUCGGGCACAGGUCCGGGUUCGUAUCUGGUGCAGGAUGGAUCGGGUGGAGCCAUUCAUCACCGGAGCGAGUCUCAUGAUGGUGAGGAGGAUGGGGGCGGUGGUGAGACCGAGGUGGAACUCCGAGAACAGGAUCGCUUUUUGCCCAUUGCCAAUGUGGCUCGUAUCAUGAAGAAAUCCAUUCCCACGGCUCAGGGCAAGAUCGCCAAAGAUGCGCGAGAAUGCGUCCAGGAAUGCGUAUCGGAGUUUAUCUCGUUUAUCACCAGUGAAGCCUCGGAUCGAUGUCAAGCCGAGAAAAGGAAAACCAUCAAUGGAGAGGACAUCUUGUUCGCCAUGUCCACGUUGGGCUUCGACAACUACGUGGAGCCUCUUAAACUGUAUCUGCAGAAAUAUCGCGAAGGUAUGAAAGGCGAUAAGCAGGGGAACGAAGAGUUUGAAGGCUUGGGCGAAGACGUCUUAGGGGCUUCCAACAUCCAGACACUCGCUGCUACGAAUGCCAGUGGGAAUCAAGUGCUGCUCACGUAUAACAAUGCCAACCAAGAAUUCACCCUGCCGUAAAAUGAUUGCCGAUACGAUUUUUCUUGGCACAAAUUGUUCCAUGUAUUUAAUCCCACGCCAUUCUCGGCGUGUUCAUGAUGUGAAACCGACUCGAAAUUUCAAAAUAGAAUAGUUCGUCCGUAA